AUGGAAGUAUUUGAACUUCUAUUCUUAUUAUCUCUGUUUCAACUUGUUUUAUGCUGCAUUCCAACUACAAGUCCUGAGUCAGCUUGGAGUCCAGAAGAAAAUGCUUCACGGAGUAGUAAGAAGUUUAAAUCACAAGAAGAAAAUCGACGACCACGAAGAAACAUAACUAAUAUCGACAAAAACCCUGGUACUAAUCGUAACAAUUCAGAUGAAGAGGGGAGCGGUAGCGAUGGAGGUAAUGAGAAUGAUGAUAAUGGUAACCCAUUUGAGUUACCAAUGGAUUUUAUAGACACUGGAGGACAAUGCAUCAAUCCGUAUAAAAAUGAUUGCUUGACAGGUACAGUUAGAAUGACGUGUGCUUCUUCAACAGAAGCGCAAGUCGACGAGUUAAGAGUUCAAAUAGAUAUGAUGUGGGUGCGUACCUUAACAUUUAUCUGUCCAUUGGGAACAUCUCCAUACGCCUUGACUGUGGGAAAUAUGACGCCGAUGCAAAUACCUCCAGUUCCUCUUAUAUGUUCCGAUACAAUUUUAGAUGGAGAGGAAGAGAAACAGUAUAAACUUCCAGCUGGUGACAACGUGAUGGAACUUUCAUGUAUGAGUGUAUAUUGA
Molecule: messenger RNA, 609 nt
Organism: Auanema sp. JU1783
Lineage: Eukaryota; Metazoa; Nematoda; Chromadorea; Rhabditida; Rhabditidae
Source: the annotation of a GenBank genome assembly